This is a messenger RNA of Nelumbo nucifera (sacred lotus), 3340 nucleotides long. RefSeq lists its product as uncharacterized. The record is from RefSeq and is a predicted model, not a curated record. Gene Ontology annotation, cellular component: endosome. Gene Ontology annotation, biological process: endocytic recycling. NCBI's taxonomy places the organism in Eukaryota, Viridiplantae, Streptophyta, Magnoliopsida, Proteales, Nelumbonaceae.
UUCACACGUUCACACGAGAGAUCUCAUUGGCAGAUCGAAUCUGCAUUUUCUCCAGCCGCUCCACAACACAUCUCGUGCGUGUGAGCGCACGCACAUGGCGAGUGAUGGUCUCUCAAUAGACAUAGACGGUUAGUUCUUGCCUAGAUAGUACUCAGAACGAGGUUUCAGUGUUUCACUGAGAAUCAGAGAAGCAUAGAACACAAAAAACAUAAGCCAGGAGAGAGAUAGAGAGAGAGAUCGAAGUGCUUUCGCACUCCAUGGAAUUCAGGGAGCGGGAUUACGGUGCCGAAGAAUCAGCAUACUCACUUCCUCGCGUGCCCGCAAAGAAUCAUCCUCUCUUCGCUCGAUCUCUCCCAUACCAGGUUGAUGUUACUGACAAUGGGAAGGAUGAUUUCUGUGAUCCUUUGAGAGGAUUGGGUGCAAAUAUGGCAAUGCAUAUUGGGGAUGUAGAAGAUGUUCAGAGUACUUAUAAUAGAAAGCUUUCUAAUGAAGCUGCUCUGCAGCUGUCAGAAAAAGAGUGGGCCUCUUUUAAGAGAUCACUGAUGCAGAAAUUUUCAGCCACAAAGACAGUCUCAAUUUCGUCGAUGUCUGAUGUAAUAGUAAAAAGUGGCAAGGCACAUGAUAAGUCUUCAACAAGCAUGCAUCUAGAGGAACUUGAUGAUCCACAGAAAAUUGCGGAGGAGGAUGUCAAAGUCAUUACAUGCCAGGAGUACGUUUCAAGAUUACAUGAACUUAAAGAUGAAAUAUGCCAUGCCUGGCAAGCCGAUGAUCGUGUAACAUCUUUGAAAUUAUCCAUCAAGGUUGCUAGGCUUCUGAUGGACACAUCUGUUUUGCAAUUUUAUCCUACAUUAUUUGUUUUAGUUACAGAUGUAAUGGAUAUGCUUGGAGAUCUUGUGUGGGAACGCAUAAAAAGGAGGGCAAAGUAUGCUGAUGAUGGAACUAUAAUCUGCUCUUUGCCAGAGAACUUUAAAGCCAUAGAUGUCUGCCCUGAUGCAAAAGAAACCUGUAAUAACUGGUUUUGCAAAAUAGGUUCAAUCAGCGAGCUUCUUCCACGCAUUUACUCGGAACUGGCGAUAUUACAUUGCUGGCGUUUUCUGCACGAUCAACCUUGUGAAAGUCUUCAGCGUCUGGUUAUGAUGAUGAGAGGAUUAGCAGAUCCAUUGGCAUCAGUUUAUUGUCAUCUUUAUCUGGUCCGGUGUGCUCAAAAAUUGCUUCCAUGUGAUAGAGGAUAUCUUAUUACUUGUAUUAAUGACAUCAGUAUUAUAUUGAUGCGGAUUAUUUCGGGAAAAGAAACCAUAAGCAGAUAUUCUUCAGGAAAUAAAAAGUUGCUUAUCAGCCUAAUUGAACCUACUAUUGAGUGGUCUGUGAAAUGCAUGUUUACGUAUCAGUGGGAAAUAGGUAACCUAUUUGCAGAACUGGGUUUAGGGGGGAAUCUAUCAGAAUCAUCUCAGAAUCCCCCCUGUAUAUCAAUUGUUCUACAUCAUAUUAUCAAGGAACUUCCUGCUGAGAUUGUCAGCUCUGAUGCAUUAGAGAUUGUGCAGCUUAUUGAGUCUAGCAAGGAUUUUUCUUUUGAUCAGCAUUUGAAUUAUACAUUGCUUGGAUUUAAGCUGUGUGAAAGGAGACCUCAAAUGGAUUCUGUCGAUGCUGUAUUGGUAAAAGUUUUUCAGGCGGUUUCUCAAUAUGAUAGCCUUGAUGAGUACUUAAAAGUUGUCGAUGCUUACUUGGAUAUUGUUCUUCAAUAUCAAAUGGAGAAUUAUUUAACUAUAAUUCUAGAUGGCAUCUCAAAACGAGCAUCUGAUAAAGUGGUUGCUGAAAGUGAAUUGGGCAGCUUGCAAUCCAUUUUUAUAAAGCUUCUUACUCAUUUUAAUGACUUGGAAGAUGCAUUUGCAUUGAAUCAUUUUGUUGAGAUCUUAGAUGUGAUGUAUGGGACUUCGCGAAACACUGUCAAUAUGCAUAUCCUUAAUAAGGCAACCAGGAAUGGUUAUAUUCGUGAUCCAACAACCAUACAGUUGCUUUUUGAAAUUUCUCAGGCUCUUCAUGACGGUAUAGAUUUUUCAAGUAUCAAAGAUGAUGAUAAUCAACAGUCAGCACGCCUCAUUUCUCAUUUUAUCCAGAUGGUUGACUAUGGUACAGAGAUGGAUCGCCAUUUAACAUUUUUAGUUGAAUGCCGUGGAGCCUUUGGUAGCAUUAAUGAGCUAAAGGGAACCCUUGUACACUCAAGCAAUUCUUUAGCAAUUAAAGCUAUGAAAGGCACGAACAAACAUGUCAGUUUUGUCAAGUCUUGCAUAGCAUUUAGUGAAGUUACAAUACCUUCUAUUUCAGCUGGCAUUAGACAGAUGAAUCUCUAUCUUGAAACAGCAGAGGUUGCUUUAUUAGGUGGCUUGGUUUCUCAUACAGAUGGGCUAAUUGAAUCGGCAAUCAGCUCUUUACAAAGUUUAGACAUAACCAGAGGCUCUCAAAUAAAUGUUGAUGUUGAUGGAAUUAUCUCCUCAAUACGGAAACUAUGCAGCCUCCUGAUCAUGGUUCCAGGUAAUCCUACAGAAGGAAUUUUUUACAUUCCGAAGAGCUUAUUAUCCCUUGUUACUUCUGAUCCAGGGGUAACACCAAGAUUGAGGGCAAGGACGCUUUGUGCUAUUAUUUCUUUAUCAGCAACAUUCUCUCAAAAUACGCUGCCAUACCAUGUAAAAAAUACAGAGGUUAUGGGUAAUGACAUACUAUUCUUUGGCGAUCCAUCAUAUAACCAAGAACUUUCAUCCAUUUCCAGCAUUUCUGUGCAGAACCUGGUUGAAGGAAUUCAAGAAGAGGUAUACAAAGCUGCACGAGGAACUAUGGCACUUGAAGCUUGUAACUGCAUCAUCUCAUCUUUCAAGGCAAAUCCAGAAAUCUCUCUAAUCUGCUCUAGGCUAAUGGAGAUUGCAAAGUCCUGUUUGAAUGCUAACGACAAGUAUCUGCGAUCAACACUGAACAUCUUGGAUAAACACUUAGCCUGUUCGAGAGAUGCGUGUGUAGUUGUUGUCUGAGGGACAUGUUAGUGAAAGGCUUGUAAGUUAUUCAUCUGUAAUAUAACUGACGGUUUCAUCUUAUAAUUUGGUAAAAUAUCAAUACAAAGGCUUGUAAAGUAGUCAUUUGAUCAUCAAGAAUGUCGUUUCUUCAUCACAACGCCUAUGCAAUGUAACCUCACUUCUAAUCGUAGGGAUAUACAAAUAAUGGGUCUCCUUCCAUUGUCAUUCUCAAUAGAAUCUGCUAGAGUUGGAUACUUAUUCUCACUACGUUUUUUUGUUGAUGGUACAAGCGAUAGACUCUUUUGGUAGUUGAUAUGAAAAUCCAGAGUUCGAACACC